AUGAGAGGAAGGAUUUGGGCAGUUUUGUUCGUGAUUUUUGGAAUUUUGGGGAAUAGUUUUUGCCAAAAUGGCGGAACUAGGUUUAGAGGAACCUUGUCGAGUGACAAUCUCAGAACAGGAGAGAUUAAUGCAGAUAGUAUAAAUGUUACAGACAGCAUUAGUUGCACAGAGGUUGAAACAGAGGACCUUGUUGCAGAAACUGUCCAUGCGUCGAGAAUACAAGGUAGUAGAAAUGGAGACCCUAUCAUCUUGAAUGGUGAAGUUAUUAUAACUAACUAGCUUUUGUGCAAUGUAAAGCUAACAUUGUAUG
Moneuplotes crassus is the source of this 310-nucleotide messenger RNA. The record is from the annotation of a GenBank genome assembly. Lineage: Eukaryota; Ciliophora; Spirotrichea; Euplotida; Euplotidae.